Molecule: messenger RNA, 6694 nt
Organism: Melanotaenia boesemani (Boeseman's rainbowfish)
Lineage: Eukaryota; Metazoa; Chordata; Actinopteri; Atheriniformes; Melanotaeniidae
Product: titin-like
Exons: 4
Coding region: 56-6466 (2136 amino acids)
Molecular function (GO): protein binding
Source: RefSeq, a predicted model, not a curated record
AGAAGGAUUUUUCAUUUGUGAUUUACACAAAACACAAAUUCAACCAGCAAAAAGGAUGGAAGCAAGCAAAAACAAAAUGGGAGGUGAAGCUAAAGAAGCUCAGAGCCCAAAUAUAAAUAUGACACAGGAUUCUGAUGCAGGGGUCACAGGAGAGGCUCUGUCAUCCCCCACACACUUUGUCCAAGGGAAUCAAGCAAACAACACAUUGAACCAGUCUGCCUCUGCUACUGAUAAAGAAAAUGCUGUUAAACCAAAACUUCAGAUAACUUUUAACACAUUCACGGUUAAGAAUGGUGAAGAUCUGAAAGUAGAGAUCCCAGUGGUUGGCCAUCCGGCACCAAAGAUUGAUUGGAAAAGAGAUGGUCAAGCAGUAAAAGAGACAUCAAGGCUGGAGAUUUUAACUAAAGCAUCAUUAACUGUCCUUCAUAUCAGACAUGCUGCCAGGGAGCACUCUGGUCAGUACUCUGUCACAGCUAGCAACAGUGCUGGAAAUUACACAGGAGAAGUUAUUGUUGUAGUUCUUGAGAAACCAGAUUCACCCACAGGACCUGUGAAGAUUGAUGAGAUCAGUUCUGACUAUGUUGUCAUGUCCUGGGGGCCACCCGAAUACACAGGAGGCUGUCAGCUGGACAACUACGUUGUGGAGAAAAGGGAAUCUACAAGUACUGAGUGGCAGACUGUGUCAGCAACAACAGUAAGAACCACAAUCAAAGCCACCAAGCUGAAGACAGGAAGUGAAUACCAAUUCAGAGUGUUUGCAGAAAAUAGGUAUGGAAAAAGUGCUGCAAUCACUUCUCCGGUUGUAAUGGCACAAUAUCCAUUUAGUGUUCCUGCUGCUCCCGGCACCCCCUAUGUGUCCACUGUGACAAAGUACAGCAUGGUGGUUGAGUGGGAGCCUCCAGUUAGAGAUGGAGGCAGCCCUGUUGUUGGCUAUCACCUUGAGCGGAAGGAGAAAAACAGCAUUUUGUGGACCAAGCUGAACAAGUUUGUUAUACCAGAUGCCCGCUUCAAAACGAGUGGGCUGGAGGAAGGCAUUGAGUAUGAAUUCAGAGUCUUUGCUGAAAAUAUUGCUGGACUCAGCCCAUGUAGUAGGACAUCUGAAUGCUAUGUGGCAAGAGACCCGUGUGAUCCUCCUGGUAAACCUGAAGCUGUUGUUGUAACCAGAGAGAGUAUCACACUUCAAUGGGAAAAACCUAAGUAUGACGGUGGGAGCAGUAUUACAGGGUAUGUUGUUGAAAAGAAGGAGCUCCCAGAUGGCAGAUGGAUGAAGGCAAACUUCACCAAUGUUAUUGAGAAUCUGUUUACUAUCACAGGUCUGACAGGAGGUCAAAGUUAUGAGUUUAGAGUAACUGCUAAGAAUGGGGCUGGUGUUUGGAGUACACCCUCAGAAAGCAUAAUCAUUCUUGCUCAGGAUCUCAUCGAAGCACCUACGGCUGUCAUUGAUCCCAAGUUCAAGAGCACUAUUGUCAUUCAGGCUGGGGAGACAUUUGUUAUUGAUAGUGACUACUUUGGGAAGCCUCUUCCAGAAGUAACAUGGCUGAAAGAUGGAAGAGAGAUAGACAAAGUCACUCCUAGAAUGGAGAUAAAAAAUACCCUCACUCAUACGACUCUCACUGUCAGGGACUGCACACGGGUAGACGGGGGACGCUUUGUCCUGAGCCUAAGUAACAGUGGUGGAACUGCAUCUGUUCCAGUGAAUGUGAAGGUUUUAGAUAGACCUGGUCCUCCAGAUGGACCCCUGAAGGUAAAAGUUGUGAGUGCAGAGAAAAGCAAUCUUCACUGGAACCCCCCCUUAUAUGAUGGCGGUGCCACUGUCACCCACUAUAUCAUUGAAAAAAGAGAAACCAGUCGUGUCACCUGGACAGCAGUAGAACCUCAUGUUGAAGCUGUAAGUUACAAAGUGACAAAACUGGUACCUGGCAAAGAAUACAUAUUCAGAAUAGCUGCUGUGAAUAAAUAUGGUGUCGGUGAAUUUCUGGAAUCUGAGCCUUUUGUUGCACAAAAUCCUUUUACGACACCUAGUGCACCUUCUACACCUACAGCUAGUGCCGUGACUGGUGACUCUGUCGUGCUGGCAUGGGAAAGGCCUGAGAGUGAUGGAGGCUCUGAGAUUGAUGGCUACACUCUGGAGAAAUGUGACAAAGAAGGCGUCCGAUGGACAAAAUGCAACAAAAGAAGGUUGAAUGACUUGCGUUUCCGAUGUACAGGACUAACAGAGGGACAUUUUUAUCAGUUUAGAGUUCUUGCUGAAAAUGCAGCUGGUGUGGGUGCACCCAGUGAACCCAGUGAGUAUAUAAAGAUAUGUGAAGCAAUUUACCCUCCUGGUCCACCCACUAACCCCAAAGUUGCGGACUAUUCCAGCAGUACUGUGUCUCUGACUUGGUCAAAGCCCAUUUAUGAUGGCGGAGCAGCCAUCUGCGGAUUUGUUGUUGAGAUGAAAGAAGCAGCAGAGGAUGAGUGGAUUACAUGCACAUCAAGCACAGGUGUAGAGGACACGAACUACACUGUUAAAAGACUGAGAGAAAAUACAGAGUACAAUUUUCGCAUACGUGCAAUGAAUGCAGCUGGCGUUGGGGAGCAUGCGGAUCUACCUGGGUCUGUGAUAGCGGCUGAGAAAAUUGAGCCACCUGAGAUUGAACUGGACUCUACCUUAAGGAAAAUUGUCAAUGUUCAAGCCUGUUCUACCCUGCGUCUUUUUGUUUCCAUCAGAGGAAAGCCACAACCAGAAGUCAGAUGGUCAAAGGAAGGUGGUAUUGUAAAUGCACGUGCUCAAAUUGAGGUAACAAGCUCCUACACUGUCUUACUGAUAGAGAACGUCAACAGAAAUGACAGUGGAAAGUAUGUGGUGACUGCUGAGAACUACAGCGGUUCCAAAUCGGCAUUCAUUAAUGUUAGAGUAUUAGACUCUCCCAGUGCACCAACAAAUUUAGAGGUAAAGGAUGUUAAGAGAGACACUGUGACCAUCUCGUGGGAGCCACCCCUUAUUGACGGAGGUGCAAAGAUUUCACACUACGUUGUAGAAAAGCGAGAGGAGGCAAGGAAGGCCUUCACAAGUGUCUGCAGCAACUGUGUGAGGAAUUCCUAUAAGAUUGACAAACUACAGGAAGGAUGUUUUUAUUAUUUUCGUGUCCUGGCUGUAAAUGAGUUUGGCACUGGACUACCAGCAGAGACCCCUGAGCCUGUCAAAGUGUCUGAGGCUCCUUUGGCUCCUGGAAAAAUUACAGUCAGUGAUGUCACUUCCAGUAGUGCAAAGCUCUCUUGGGAGAAACCAGAUCAUGAUGGAGGGAGCAAAAUCACCUGUUAUAUUGUAGAAAUGCAAGCUAAAGGAGAUGACACAUGGACAAAAUAUUCAGAGAGUAAAACAUCAGAAGUAAUAAUUGAUGGGUUGACAAAAGGAAGGGAGUAUUUCUUUAGAGUGAUUGCUGUGAAUGAAAAGGGAAACAGUGAACCAAAGUCCUUAUUGGCACCUGUUAUAGUAAGAGAUACUAGCGCUGAACCUGCCAUUAGUCUUCUGUCCAACACAUUUGGUAUAAAGGCAGGAAAUGAUUUGAAGAUUGAUGUCCCAUUCAGGGGUGUACCACCACCAACAGUAGUCUGGAAAAAAGAAGGAAACAUACUAAAAGAGACCAGCAGAGUAAAUGUGCAAACAUUUGACUCCAUAUCUCAGAUCAUUAUUAAAGAUGCAACCAGAAUAGAUGCUGGUACAUAUGAGGUUACCCUGACCAACUCUGUUGGAGCCACAUCAGCUGAAAUCUUUGUCAAUGUUUUUGAAAGACCUGGACCACCAACUGACCUCAGCGUGGAUGAAGUGAGUGCCGACUUUGUGUCUCUGUCAUGGCAGCGUCCACUGUACUCUGGUGGGUGUCAAAUAACUAAUUAUGUUGUUGACAAGAGAGACACAGGGAGCACAAUAUGGCAGACUGUGUCAGCUACUGUUGCAAGAUCAUCAAUCAAAAUUUCUCGUCUGACACAGGGCACUGAAUAUCAAUUUCGUGUUGCAGCAGAAAAUCGCUAUGGGAAGAGCCAGUUUGUUGAAACAGAAUCAGUUGUUGCCCAGUAUCCCUUCAAACCACCUGGUCUACCAACCAACCUCUAUGUUGUGCAGGCCUCAAAGUCUGUGAUGGUCAUUGCUUGGUGCAAACCAGACUGUGAUGGUGGCAGCCCUAUUAUUGGUUAUCAUAUUGAAAGCAAAGAUCAAAGCAGUAUUCUGUGGACAAAGCUAAACAGAAGCCCAGUGACAGAGAACCAGUACAAGGUGACAAACUUAGAAGAGGGUUUGAUAUAUGAAUUCAGGGUCUGUGCUGAGAAUAUGGCAGGCGUUGGACCCUGCAGUAAGCACUCUGAACCUGUGGCAGCAAGGGACCAGUGUGAUCCCCCUUACAACCUCACAGUCACAAAUAUAACUAACACCUCAGUUUCACUCUCAUGGGACAAACCAGAAUAUGAUGGCGGAGCUAAAAUAACUGGUUACAUUGUUGAGCGCAAAGAACUGCCAGAGAGUUGCUGGCUGAAGUGCAACUUCACAAACUUAUUGGACACCUUCUUGGAAGUGACUGGCCUCACAGAGGGUGAACAGUAUGAUUUUCGUGUUAUCGCAAAGAAUGCAGCUGAGCUCUUCAGUAAGCCCUCUGACACAACUGGGCCUGUUACAGUUCAGCAUGAUGUGGAGCCACCCAAAAUUAUCUUGGAUGACAGAUUCAGACAGGUGGUGGUUGUCAAAGCAGGAGACUUACUAAGAAUAGAUGCUGACAUCUCUGGCCGCCCUAACCCAACUGUUUUUUGGCUGAAAAAUGGAAGAAAUAUUGGCACAAAGGGAAGGGUUGAGAUAUCUGCAACAAAAACACAUACCUCUCUCCUAAUUAGAGAAAGUGUUCGAAAAGACUCUGGACAAUAUACUCUAACCCUGCAGAACACAGGUGGUACCACAUCGAAGGUUGUCACCUGCAAGGUGCUGGACAAGCCAGGCCCACCUGCUGGACCUCUGGAAGUAUCUGGACUCUCAGCCGAAAAAUGCACCCUGACUUGGGGACCUCCUAACGAGACUGGUGGUGCUGAGAUCAUGCACUACAUUGUUGAGAAGUGUGAAACCAGCCGUGUUGCAUGGACCCUUGUGUAUGGUGACAUGAUUGCAACUACAUGCAAAAUAACUAAGCUGCUCAAAGGAAACGAAUACCUGUUUAGGGUGAGGGCAGUGAACAAAUAUGGGGAGGGUGAGACUUUGGAAAGUGAGGCAAUCAAGGCCAUGGAUCCCUACACUGUUCCAUCUGCUCCAAAAGACGUGGAGGUCACUAGUGCUACCAGUGAGGCUAUGACUGUCUGCUGGAAGAGACCUGCCUCCGAUGGUGGUAGCCGUAUCAGUGGUUAUAUUGUAGAAAAAAGGGACAAGCAAGGAGUUCGCUGGGUCAGAGUCAAUAAAAAAACAGUCUAUGACUUACGAGUCAAAGCCUCCGGCCUGCAUGAUGGAUUUGAGUAUGAAUUUAGAGUCUUUGCUGAAAAUGCUGCUGGUCUAAGUGAACCCAGUCUACCGUCCCCUCUCACUCUGGCAGAGGACCCAAAGUUUCUACCUUCCCCUCCUGCAAAGCCCACUAUAACAGAUUCAUCCAGGACCUCCAUCACUUUGACAUGGAACAAGCCUCUAUUUGAUGGUGGAGCCCCAGUUACAGGGUACAAAGUUGAAUUCAGAAAAUCCACAGAGGAAGACUGGGCUGUUGGUGUCCACAGCACAGAUAAAACAGAUUUUACAGUAACUGGACUUACAACAGGAGCAGAAUAUGUCUUUAUUGUCAGAUCAAUUAAUAAGAUUGGUGUGAGUGAGCCCAGCCCUGAAACUGAUCCAGAAGUUGCCACAGAAAGAGAGGAAGAGCCCAGGUUUGACAUCAGCCCUGAGAUGAGAAAGACCCUGUCUGUUAAAGAUGGCAGCUCCUUCACUUUGACUGUGCCUUUCACAGGCAAGCCUGUUCCUAGUGUGUCAUGGGAAAAAGCUGAUAUAGAUCUGAGAGUCAGAGGACUUAUCCACACCAGCAACUCUGUCACCUCCGUCACAGUGGAACGGGCAACACGUGAUGAUUCUGGGAAAUACACUGUAAAACUGCACAAUGUUGCUGGAUCUGCAUCUCUAACCCUGAAUGUGAGAGUUUUAGAUUCACCUGGUCCUCCAACUCACAUUACAGUCAAAGACGUAACAAAGAACUCUGCCACUGUUACCUGGGACAUCCCUGAGAAUGAGGGAGGAGCCCCUGUAAAGAACUACCUCGUAGACAUACGAGACAUUAGCAGACAAGGUUGGAAAAAACUCACGGACAAAUGCCGCCGAUUGUCCUAUAAGGUAUCUGACCUGGAGGAAGGAGGAAUCUACUUCUUCAGAAUCACUGGUGAAAAUGAAUAUGGCAUUGGGGUUCCAGCUGAGACCAAAGAGGGAACAAAAAUGACAGAUACAACAGAGUGGGAGACAAACCCAGGAGCUUAGUUGGCUUCCAACAGCGUUGAAAUGAUUCUCACCUGAUCAUCUGACAAAAUUCCCAUUGAUUUCUGAUCUCCAUGUUAUUUACUUUGUUGUUGUUGUUGAUUUGAUUAUGUUUAAUAUUUUUGGGUUGAGUUCACCUAAAAUGUGUUUUUGUCAUGUAGGUUUCUUUAUACUUUAAUACAUGAAGCAAAGGCUCCUUAGAAACUUUUAAAAUACAAGUACAAGUAAGCA